AUGGGAAAAAGCAAGAAAAGGUCACGCAGCAAAGACAGGGAGAAGGAGAUGUGGAAGAAGUUAAGGAGCCUAGAAAGACUGAUCGAGUCGCGCCUGCCGGCGUCGGCACAACCUGGCAUAGACGAGCAUCACGACGAGAUUUCAGGUAAAAAUGAGAUUGAUCUCGGACGAGAGCCGAGGCAAGAAUCUCAAACGAGGGUGAGCUUGGACGAGAGCCAAGACAAUACCCGAAAAACAGAGGAUUUAACGAUCAUCGACGAGGUCCGCAGAGACAUCGAUUCCGAAGCAGCCACACCAACAGACACAGCGACAGAAGUCCAGACGAAUACAAACACAGCGAGUCAUCAAAACGACGACAUGAAGGGAAAGGAAGAAGAGACAUUGAAAUUAGACGAGGAGACCUUGUUAAUUUUGGGAGAGGAGCCCCCGAACGAAAAAGAACUGGAAAUUCACACCAGUUUGGCCAAUCGCUGGAAACCUUGGAUUCAAGAAGGCCUCAAGAAGGAGACAAAAGAUCUCCUACUGACAAAAUACCCAAGAUCAGGCAACUGUGACUUGGAGGCUCCGGUCUUGAAUCAGGAACUCAGUAUGUUAAACGCAAGCAUACUAAAGAAGGAUAAAUAUUUUAAAAUCACUCAAAACCUAGCGGGAUCAGCGCUCUCAGCGCUCGCACCGGUCAUAACGGACUUAGUCCCCAUUAAGUCAAACGAGGCGAGGAAGAUGCUGGAAAACUUGUGGGACGCAGCAAAAUUAAUAGCUGAGAUACAUCACUCCCAAUCGGUGGCCCGAAGAGCAUGCAUACUACCGUGUGUCUCAAAACAGAUGGCAGAGCACUUGUCCAAGAAGAAAACGGACAAAUUUCUCUUCGGCGAAAACUUGGGAGACAGGAUUAAGGAGUUCGUCAAAACCGUCAAACUGGAAGGGCCCGGUUGUUCCUCGCAAGUCGGCUACGCAAUCGGGCCCCAAGCAGAAAUACCAGACGAGGAAGCCGACAUCAGAAUCUUCGAGGAGGUCGGACUACACGAGAUCGAGCAGUUACCGGGCCCAUCCAUACAGAAGCCGGACACGUUAAGAUCCGACGAAAGUCAGGUACAGGAGAUCGCGGGAAGAUUAUCUAACUUCCAAAAUACCUGGAAAUUUAUCACGUCUGACCCCCUUAUAUUGGAAUGGGUCAACGGAUAUAAGAUUCCUUUUGAAUCCCUUCCCCAUCAGGACCAGAAACCUCCCACGAGGCAAUGGUCCCAAUCAGAGUUCAUAGAAAUACAAAAAGAGAUAAACCGACUACGAUCAAUCUCUGCGAUAACGACUUGUGUAGCAACAAACGGUCAAUUUAUAUCAAGUUAUUUUCUCAUACCAAAAUCUGACGGGAAUUAUAGAUUUAUCCUAAAUCUUAAAAAAUUAAAUGAGUUUGUUAAUACAGAACACUUUAAGCUAGAAGACUUAAGAGCCGCCUGUAGGAUACUAACACGGGACAUGUUCAUGGGUACAAUUGAUUUAAGAGAAGCUUACUUCCUGAUCCCUAUACACACAGAGUUUAGGAAAUUUCUUCGCUUUGAAUUCAAUAACCAGCUAUACGAAUUCACAUGCUUGCCGUUUGGUCUUAGUUCGUCCCCUCUAGUCUUCACAAAACUAAUGAAACCAGUUAUGAAUUGGUUAAGAUCACGGGGUCUCUUAUCCGUCAUUUACCUAGAUGAUAUACUAUGCCUUGGAGAGUCUUAUCGCAAAUGCCAAGUCAAUAUUCGGAUUACCUGUAGUUUGUUAGAAGCACUUGGAUUUAUAAUAAAUGAAACAAAAUCGAACUUAAAUCCAGGUCAAAAAUGCAAAUAUUUAGGGUUUUAUCUGAAUUCAAAGGAUAUGUCCGUAGAAUUGCCAGCCGAGAAGAAAGCUAGACUACUCACACAGAUCCAUAAUCUAGAGAGGGAAAAAUCAUGCUCGGUUCGGAAAUUGGCCCGACUUAUUGGUUCGCUGGUGGCAAGUUGUCCGGGCGUGGAAUACGGUAUGAUCCACUCGAAAGCAUUAGAAAGAGCAAAAUUAGAAGCAUUGAAUGGGGACCAUACGGACUUCGAGAAGAGAAUGCGGAUUCCAGCCGUCAUAAAGGAAGAUCUAACUUGGUGGAAGAAAAAUUUGGUAAAUUCUAACAAGCGGAUAAGAUUAAUGGAGUUUAGGAAAGAGAUUUUUUCGGAUGCUAGCAUGACAGGAUGGGGUGCCUUCUGCGAAGGGAAUAAAGCUCAUGGUCUGUGGAGCCACGAAGAAUCGAAGCUACAUAUAAAUCAAUUAGAACUGAAAGCUGCUCUUCUGGCACUCAAGUGCUUCGCCAGGAAUCUGUCAGAAUGCGACGUCCUACUCAGGAUUGACAAUACUACGGCCAUGGCAUACGUAAAUAGAAUGGGAGGUGUAAAAGCUGACCAUCUACAUGCAGAUGCCAAAAAAUUCUGGAAUUGGUGCGAAAGACGGAAAUUAUGGGUAUUGGCGGAAUAUAUUCCAUCCAGAGAAAAUGUAGAGGCUGAUGCCCUAUCCAGAAUAGAAAACUUGGACAUCGAGUGGGAGCUGUCAGAUUACGCAUUCCAGGGAAUCAUUAAAUCUUUUGGAGAACCCGAAAUAGACUUAUUUGCAUCAAGAAUAAACUCAAAGUGUAAGACAUAUUGCGCUUGGAAAAGAGACCCCGACGCAAAAGCCAUAAAUGCAUUUACCCUUAAGUGGUCGGACUUAGAUUUUUACGCGUUUCCUCCCUUCAGCAUGAUCGCAAGAGUACUACAAAAAAUUAGGAACGAUAAAGCCUCGGGAAUAGUAGUUGUCCCCUUGUGGACGGGUCAGACGUGGUUUCCGGACACGUCACCAUCCGCUAGCAGCAAAACUUACCCUGGUUGCCGCCAGGCUAUCAGGGAAGCGCUAAAACACAGAGGAGCAUCGGAAGAUUCAAUAGACAUAAUGCUAAGAGCAUGGGAGGAUUCGACAUUGAAACAAUACAACAGCACGUUAGCGCUAUGGUGGACGUUCAACAACGAGAGAAAGAUGGACCCACUAGAGGUGUCGGCGGCCAAGGUACUGGAAUUCCUAACAAAAAGAUACAAGGAAGGUGCUAAUUAUGGAACCUUGAACGCAGCAAGAUCGGCAUUGGCAACCAUUUCUGCGGAGGAUAUCGGAGCCAAUGGACUAAUCAGAAAAUUCAUCAGGGGAAGCUCAAAAUCAAGGCCAAGUAUCCCGAGAUACGACGCGACAUGGGACGUCGACCCAGUACUAAGAAAAUUGGAGGAGUGGUUCCCAUUAGAGGCCUUACCGUUGAAACAACUCUCGUAUAAAUUAGUACUGAUGAUGGCGCUAGGAACGGCGCAUAGAUUACAAACCUUAGCCUCAAUCCGGAUCUCGAACAUCCUCAAAUCCGACGGGGGAAUAGAAAUCAAGAUCCCCGAAAGAAUAAAGACAUCGAAACCAGGUAGAAAACAACCCCUCUUAAGACUUCCAUUCUUCGAGGAAAGACCAGGACUUUGUAUUGCUAGGACGUUACUACACUACCUCGAGGCCACCAAGAAGAUAAGGAACAAUGAAGACAAGGUAUUUAUCUCCGUGCAAAAACCCCACAAUAAAGUAGGGGUGGAUACUUUGGGUAGAUGGAUUAGAUCAAGCCUCACGAUACUGGGAGUAGAUAAAAGUUUUACGGCACAUAGUACCAGACAUGCAUCGACAUCCAAAGCAUAUAAAAAAGGAGUAAGAAUCGAGGAAAUAAAACAAGUAGCAGGUUGGUCGCGGAGCUCAAAAGUGUUCACAGAAUUCUAUAAUAGACCCGUGACGAUCCAAGAAAAUUCAUUUGCAACAACGGUAAUGUUACCAUCAGAAUGA
Molecule: messenger RNA, 3837 nt
Organism: Vollenhovia emeryi
Lineage: Eukaryota; Metazoa; Arthropoda; Insecta; Hymenoptera; Formicidae
Exons: 4
Coding region: 1-3837 (1278 amino acids)
Biological process (GO): DNA recombination; DNA integration
Molecular function (GO): DNA binding
Source: RefSeq, a predicted model, not a curated record